Otolemur garnettii (small-eared galago) is the source of this 5563-nucleotide messenger RNA. It is a transcript of the gene KCNT2, whose product is annotated as potassium sodium-activated channel subfamily T member 2. Gene Ontology annotation, molecular function: intracellular sodium-activated potassium channel activity. The record is from RefSeq and is a predicted model, not a curated record. The transcript has 26 exons. Lineage: Eukaryota; Metazoa; Chordata; Mammalia; Primates; Galagidae. Gene Ontology annotation, biological process: potassium ion transport. Gene Ontology annotation, cellular component: membrane. Bases 14 to 3235 code for a protein of 1073 amino acids.
AGUUGAAUUCUAUAUGAAUGAAAAUACAUUUAAAGAGAGACUAAAAUUAUUUUUCAUUAAAAACCAGAGAUCAAGUUUAAGAAUACGCCUGUUCAAUUUUUCUCUCAAAUUAUUAAGCUGCUUGUUAUACAUAAUCCGAGUACUACUAGAAAGCCCUUCACAAGGAAAUGAAUGGUCUCACAUCUUUUGGGUGAACAGAAGUCUACCUUUAUGGGGCUUACAGGUUUCAGUGGCAUUGAUAAGUCUAUUUGAAACAAUACUUCUUGGUUAUCUUAGUUAUAAGGGAAACAUCUGGGAACAGAUUUUACGAAUACCCUUCAUCUUGGAAAUAAUUAAUGCAGUUCCCUUCAUUAUCUCAAUAUUUUGGCCUUCCUUAAGGAAUCUAUUUGUCCCAGUCUUUCUAAACUGUUGGCUUGCCAAACAUGCCUUGGAAAAUAUGAUCAAUGAUCUACACAGAGCCAUUCAGCGUACACAGUCUGCAAUGUUUAAUCAAGUUUUGAUUUUAAUAUCUACAUUGCUAUGCCUUAUCUUCACCUGCAUUUGUGGGAUCCAGCAUCUGGAACGAAUAGGAAAGAAGCUGAAUCUCUUUGACUCUCUUUAUUUCUGCAUUGUUACAUUUUCUACUGUGGGCUUUGGGGAUGUCACUCCUGAAACAUGGUCCUCCAAGCUUUUCGUUGUUGCUAUGAUUUGUGUUGCCCUGGUGGUUCUCCCCAUACAGUUUGAACAGUUGGCCUAUUUGUGGAUGGAGAGACAAAAGUCAGGUGGAAACUAUAGUCGACAUAGAGCUCAGACUGAAAAGCAUGUUGUCCUGUGUGUCAGCUCCCUGAAGAUUGAUUUACUUAUGGAUUUUCUAAAUGAAUUCUAUGCUCAUCCAAGACUGCAGGAUUAUUAUGUGGUGAUUUUGUGUCCUACUGAAAUGGAUGUGCAAGUUCGUAGGGUGCUGCAGAUUCCAAUGUGGUCCCAAAGAGUUAUCUACCUUCAAGGGUCAGCCCUUAAAGAUCAAGACCUGCUGAGAGCAAAAAUGGAUGAUGCUGAAGCCUGUUUUAUUCUGAGCAGCCGUUGUGAAGUGGAUAGGACAUCAUCUGAUCACCAAACCAUUUUGAGAGCGUGGGCUGUGAAAGAUUUUGCUCCGAAUUGUCCUUUGUAUGUCCAGAUACUAAAGCCUGAAAAUAAAUUCCAUAUCAAAUUUGCGGAUCAUGUUGUCUGUGAAGAAGAGUUUAAAUACGCCAUGUUAGCUUUAAACUGUAUAUGCCCAGCAACAUCUACACUUAUUACACUACUGGUUCAUACCUCUAGAGGGCAAGAAGGCCAGCAAUCACCAGAACAAUGGCAGAAGAUGUACGGUAGAUGCUCUGGGAAUGAAGUCUACCACAUUGUUUUGGAAGAAAGUACAUUUUUUGCUGAAUAUGAAGGAAAGAGUUUUACAUAUGCCUCUUUCCAUGCUCACAAAAAGUUUGGUGUCUGUUUGAUUGGUGUUAGGAGGGAGGAUAAUAAAAACAUUUUGCUGAAUCCAGGUCCUCGAUACAUUAUGAAUUCUACAGACAUAUGUUUUUAUAUUAAUAUUACCAAAGAAGAGAAUUCAGCAUUUAAGAACCAAGAUCAGCAGAGAAAAAGCAAUGUGUCAGGAUCGUUUUAUCAUGGACCUUCCAGAUUACCUGUACAUAGCAUAAUUGCAAGCAUGGGUACUGUGGCUAUAGACUUGCAAGACACAAGUUGUAGAUCAGCAAGUGGGGCUACCCUGUCUCUUCCUACAGAGGGAAGCAAAGAAAUAAGAAGACCAAGCAUUGCUCCUGUUUUAGAGGUUGCAGAUACAUCAUCAAUUCAAACAUGUGACCUUCUAAGUGACCAAUCAGAAGAUGAAACCACACCAGAUGAAGAAAUUUCUUCAAAUUUAGAGUAUGCCAAAGGCUACCCACCUUAUUCUCCAUAUAUAGGAAGUUCACCCACUUUUUGUCAUCUUCUUCAUGAAAAAGUGCCAUUUUGCUGCUUAAGACUAGACAAAAGUUGCCAGCAUAACUACUAUGAGGACGCAAAAGCCUAUGGAUUCAAAAAUAAACUAAUUAUAGUUGCAGCUGAAACAGCUGGAAAUGGACUGUAUAAUUUUAUUGUUCCUCUCAGGGCAUAUUAUAGACCAAAGAAAGAACUUAAUCCCAUAGUACUACUAUUGGAUAACCCCCUAGAUGACUUACUGAAGUGUGGGGUGACCUUUGCUGCCAACAUGGUGGUUGUGGACAAGGAAAGCACCAUGAGUGCUGAGGAAGACUACAUGGCAGAUGCCAAAACCAUUGUGAAUGUCCAGACACUGUUCAGGUUGUUUUCCAGUCUCAGUAUUAUCACAGAGCUUACUCAUCCAGCCAACAUGAGAUUCAUGCAAUUCAGAGCCAAAGACUGUUAUUCUCUUGCUCUUUCAAAACUGGAAAAGAAAGAACGGGAGAGAGGUUCUAAUUUGGCCUUUAUGUUUCGACUGCCUUUUGCUGCCGGGAGGGUGUUCAGCAUCAGCAUGUUGGAUACUCUACUCUAUCAGUCAUUUGUGAAGGAUUAUAUGAUUUCCAUCACUAGACUUCUGUUGGGACUGGACACUACUCCAGGAUCAGGGUUUCUUUGUUCUAUGAAAAUCACUGAGGAUGACUUAUGGAUCAGAACUUAUGCCAGACUUUACCAGAAGUUGUGUUCUUCUACUGGAGAUGUUCCCAUUGGAAUCUAUAGGACUGAGUCUCAGAAACUCACUACAUCAGAGUCUCAAAUAUCUAUCAGUGUAGAAGAGUGGGAGGACACAAAAGACUCCAAAGAACAAGGGCACCACCGCAGCAACCACCGCAACUCAACAUCCAGUGACCAGUCAGACCAUCCCUUGCUACGGAGAAAGAGCAUGCAGUGGGCCAGAAGACUGAGCAGAAAAGGUCCAAAACACUCUGGUAAAACAGCUGAAAAAAUAACCCAGCAGCGACUGAACCUCUACAGGAGGUCAGAAAGACAAGAGCUUGCUGAACUUGUGAAAAAUAGAAUGAAACACUUGGGUCUUUCUACAGUGGGAUAUGAUGAAAUGAAUGAUCAUCAAAGUACUCUCUCCUACAUCCUAAUUAACCCAUCUCCAGACACCAGAAUAGAGGUGAAUGAUGUUGUGUACUUAAUCCGACCAGAUCCACUGGCAUACCUUCCAAACAGUGAACCUAGUAGAAGAAACAGCAUCUGCAACGUCUCUGGUCAAGACUCUCGGGAGGAAACACAGCUUUGACAAGAAAGAAAUAAGAGACUCAGUUUUUUUUCUUACAAGGAUCUUGCUUAUUACAAUAAAAGUGUUACUGGCAUGAAAGAAACCAGAUUGGAAUAUAUUAAAUUCUCUCAUAUUUAAAAGCAUAAUCUAAUCGCUUAGAAAUAUAUAUCAUUUUGAAUCUUAAUGUUCUACUUUUUGGCACUCCCCCUCAUAAUAUUUGAAAGAUAUGAGACGAUUUUGAAAACCGACAUUAAAACAUAAAAAUUUGAAUAUGAUUUUUGUUUUAUAAUAAGCCAAACCAUAUAAAGCUGAUAUUUAAAAGUCGUAAGAUUUUAUGAAAGCCGACUAAAAUCUAACUCUAUUUGGUGCAUCAUGAUGGACAUAGGAGAUUGCUGCUCCCCUUCAAAAUUAAAUGUCGUAUUAUAUUUUCUUUUUUUGGUUCUUUAUAAAAUUUAGCUUAUCCUCAAUGUCUAGGCUUCUCUCCGGAGAGACUGACCAACAAACUUGUAGGGCUGACUUUUGUGUAACAAUGAUAGUUUGCAUUAGAAUAUAAAUCAUUAAGUCAUUUUAACCAUUUUUAUCUGCUCUUUAUACAUCACAAUCACAUUCAUUUUAGAAUUUGAGCAUGUUUUAGUAUGCUAAAGAAACUAAUAUAUAAACAAAAAGAAAUAUUACAUGCUAGAGCUUCUUGGUAACUUUAUGCCUAGCACACAUUUUAUGCCAAGAACAGUGCAUAGCACAAUGCCUAGCACACAGAAAAUACUCAGUACAGAUUUGUUGACUUAAUUUUAAUCCAAGAACUGAAAUAAUGCCUGGGUUUCUUGAAAUAUAAAGUAAUUUUCAUCAAACUUUUGAGUUAUAACAUUUUUUCAUCUAUUCAUAUAAUUUCAUUAGGAAACUACUUUAAAGUUGACAAAAAAACAAAAAAACUUAUGCCUUUCAUGGAGUAUAAAGAUAUUUCAAAAGUUAAAAGUCCUCCUUAUGUCUUUAAUAUUAAAAUAAUCACACUCCAGAGAUGGUGUAUUAAUUUGCUUUAAUUUUGAAAAAUUGUCUAAAGGAAUACAUUUUAACACUAUAAGAGAAAAGCAUAAAAUAAAAAUACAGAGUUAUCCUUUAAAUUUGAUAUAAUUCAUGAAAAGUUUGAUGGUUACAAAUUUAAAUAUAAAUUGUUCUUUGCUGACACCUUGCAGUAUUGUUUUAUUUUCAUACCAAUAUAGACCAAAAAGCACAAGAGAAUCAAUACAUAGUAUAUGUUAAAAUAUUCCUAUGCACAAGAGAUCGACAAAUUUUUAAAAACAUAUUUUCCUCUAAUUUUGCAUUUUUGUUUGUUUUGAAUUUGACAUUAAGUUUUAGUUCAACAAAAAAUAGGACAUAUAAGUCUAGAAAGAGAUAUUUUGUCCUUAUUAUGAAGCAGACUAAUCAAAAUAAAAACUAACUUUUACAAAUGUCUAAUGCUCUCUCAAUAAAUCUAUAGACAUUAAAGAUCAUAACCACUGUAUGAUUAAUUUGGCUUAUAAAAUAUGAAAUGUCUUUUCUGUAGAAUUGUACAUUAUCCACAUUUUAGAAUAAGAAGAACAUGAAGAAUUUCCCCUAAAACAGAGAAAACCUAUAUUUGAUCAGAGACGUAGAAUUUAUAACAAGUUACUUAAAACUGGGAGCAUGCCUUAAAAUGCAAAGAUUGUAUGCAUAUAUAUGUGUAUAUGUUAUAAACAUGUGAAAUAUAUUUGGCAAACAUGGAUUUACAUAUAAAUUGUUAAAACUGAAGGCAGAAUUGAACUAAUACAUGUAAAGGAGAAAAAUAAUGAAUGUAAUGACCUGGUUUCAUAGUUACACAUUAUAUAGUCCAGCAUAAUGUUUCUUUGAAUUGAUUUUUUUUUUAUUCCAUGACAUUUAUUUUUAGGAACAACAUUAGAUUUAACAAAUCUUUAUUUCCCCACAGAUCUGAAGUUUAGUAUUUUUGUGACAGUGUCAAGAGUAGGAUUUUAAGCUAGGACAUAAUUAUAUUUCCUAUGUAGCUAAGAAUUUUGUUUCAUAAAUUUUAAAAUAAUUAUUUUUGACUAUGACUAUUAGUCCAAAUUUAAUAUUUGACACAAUUCAUAUCAGCUUGCUAUAAUAAUGAUAGUUUAUUAGUCUAUAUGAUGUUCAAAGAAUAAAAAAAUGCUUAUAAAAAGACUUUUAACGGACGGUUGCCUUUUUAAAAUAAUUAUACUUGCACAUGAAAAUAAAACAUAAAGUCAAUAAUAGUCUUUGUAGCCCUAUGGGAUUUGGUUCUGUUUUGUCUAUUUAUCAUUUUGCUACUAGUUACAUUGAGUUGCUUUAAAAUAAAUAAUAAACUUAUUUCUGAUGAAA